AUGAAGUACCUUUUUGUUCUUGCCGUAUUCGCAUUGGCUUUCGCCGCCGAAGAGGAGAAGGAUGGAGAAAGGCCGAAGACUUUCAGGCGGCUGAUUCCCGCUGACGUGUUAAGAGACUUCCCCGGCUUGUGCUUCGCGUCAACCCGCUGCGCUACAGUUGAGCCUGGCAACACUUGGGACCUGGCUCCCUUCUGCGGUCGCAGCAUGUGCGUCGUGAGCGAAGACACCCCCCCAAGGCUGCUCGAGCUGGUCGAAGACUGCGGCCCGCUGCCACUUGCCAACCCCAAGUGCAAACUUGACACUGAAAAGACAAACAAGACUGCACCUUUCCCUGGCUGUUGUCCGAUCUUCACUUGUGAGGAUGGUGUAAAGUUGGAGUACCCUGAACUUCCCACACCUCCCCCAGAGGAAGAGGAGAAGAAGGAAGAAGAGAAGCCUAAGGCUGCU
Molecule: messenger RNA, 447 nt
Organism: Iphiclides podalirius (scarce swallowtail)
Lineage: Eukaryota; Metazoa; Arthropoda; Insecta; Lepidoptera; Papilionidae
Source: the annotation of a GenBank genome assembly